GACCACUGCCAUCAACAUUGUUUUUCCUUGUAGUAAAUAGUGUCUGAUUCAGCGAUGCUGUGUCAUUGAUUGGGGAAGGCUUAAACUCGGCACUGAUUGGUCACAAACAAGAUAAUGCGCCUUGCUUACACCAUUAGAGGAAGCUGACAAUGUGCUGGAAGAUGGCAUAUCCUUUAUUUCUAUAGAGAAUCUAAUAAACCAAAAGCCCAGAUGAAUCUGACAUCUCGCACUAAGGAAAGCUUCAAAGUAACGGAACGUUAGGAUCAAUAGAAAAUCGGACAUUUCUUGAUUGAACACAGCAAAGGGUACAUCACAUUAAAGUGUGAAACUGUCAAUAAUUGAUGCAUGGUAAAGAGACAACAUGCCUUAUAGAUGUGGUACCACAAGAGGAAAUCCGACUCUGAAUUCCGUGUCAUGAGCAGAGGCCUCAAGGAAUCGCACAGAUAAAAGCAAGUCUGUCCUUGUAGUGUUACACAAUCAAAGUGGAGUGUGGAGUAUCCACAUCAUGCCUGGAUAUACUAUAGAUAGUGAGCCUUGAUCUGAAAAUACAAUCAAUAGGAAUAAUUACUCAACAACUCCAAUUAUAUUCCAAGUGAAGAAAAAAAAAGAUGACUGUGUUGUUUUUUUCCUGCAGCAGUUAAAAAUAAUUAAGACUUGAAAAAAGACUUGUAGAAUCGAUAGGCUGUGAGGUUCAUUAUCAGUGAUGAUGUCGCCUGAAUACUCCACCUCUUGUGUUCUUCAUGGUUUUUUGUUUUUAGUUUCUCUGUCCUCCAUAUCAAGCUUCAAGCUAGAAGGAUCUUCCUCUUCCUAUGCAAAAUUCCAGAAAUGGAAACCAUGUCAAAAUGGAUCGCUGCAUUUUGAAUUUCAAACUUCCAUGGCCAGUGCCCUACUUCUUUACACAGACGAUGGGGGAUUUACAGAUUACUUUGAGUUAUCCCUGCUGGUUGGGGCUCUUCAAUUGAAGGUCAAUUUAGGGGGGAGCCAGGUUAGAUUGAAUUUAGGGAACAAUUUGAAUGACAGUCGGUGGCACAAGGUUGGUAUGUUUAGACAGGGAAGGACAGUGACGCUAACGGUGGAUCAACUGUCUACGUCCCAAGAGUUUUAUGGACGUAACUUAGAAUUUGGCCGUGGGAGAAACAGUCCUGUAUUUAUCGGAGGUCUUCCCUCACUUUACAAUGACAGACAAUCAGACCUGACUUUGCAGCAUGUUAUAUACCAACCAUUCCUGAAUGGAUAUGUUCGUAAUGUUUUGUACAGUAAUUGUGGGGAGUCGCUGAUUCGGCCAGAGAUGCUGGAUUCUAGUGGAAUUGUGGGGGAGACAAAUCUUUGCUCACGUCACCUGUGUAAAAAUGGAGGGGUUUGCAUCACUAGAGAUACACAGACCACCUGUGACUGCAGCAGGACUGAUUAUGAAGGAAAGUUUUGUGAAAUUGAAUCAAAGAAGUCAGAGGUAACCUUCUUUGGGUCGGAAUACAUCUUCUAUGAUUUCAUGGCACAAGGCAUGGAUCCCAUCAGUAGUCAGACAGACAGGGUGGAAUUCUAUUUCAGAACCAAACACCAUACCAGCUUCCUCUUCUACACAGGAGAAAAGAGUGACUACAUUAGUAUUGCUCUGAAGAAUGGGAGAGUCAUGGUAAUAGUGAACCUGGGUGGUGGAGAGGCUAAGUUAGAUAUAGGUCCAAGUGGUUACCGCUUCGAUGACAACCAGUGGCACCACCUACUGUUAACCAGACAAUCAAGGAAGCUGACAAUAGGAAAUGCCAAGUACAUAGUACAACUCACUGUGGAUGGGAUUCACACUACAGAGCGCAGCAUGGUGGGCGUGUUUACAAUGCUGGACAGUAAGGUGCUGUAUGUCGGAGGACAUCCCCAUGCCACAAGACUCGGACAGGGGAUCAUUGUCACUAACAACUUCAAAGGGUGUAUGAAAAAGGUUAUUUACACCGCUGAUGGCUUAAAGCUUGACCUGAGCAAAAUGGCUUCCACCAAAAAUAGUUUUGUCCAAGUGGAGGGAGCAAUGACCUUCAACCAAUGUCAAGAUGUUGUGGAAACCAAACCCAUUACUUUCACAACCUCUGAGUCCUUCAUCCCCCUCCCUCGAUGGGAGGUAAGCAGAGAGGGGGCCACCCUCUCAUUCACAUUCCAGACCAGUGAGGACAAAGGAGUGGUCAUUUACAAUAGUCGCAGAGGAAAUUCAGACUUCUUUGCUUUCGAGAUAUUUGAUGGUUAUUUAUGGUUUAUUAUAGAUUUAGGUUCUGGUGCAUUCAAAGAUAGAAUUACCACAAAAGUGAAUGAUAAAAUGCAACACCAUGUGUCCUUGAAACACUAUGCUUCUGGAAAAUCGGGCUCUUUUACACUGGACAAUGAAACAAAAGACUACGUAGUGCCAGGGAAUAGUACAAAUUUGAACUUGGACGGGGAGCUAUAUGUGGGAGGUUUUGGAACCUCUAAUGAUGACAUUCCUAAGGACCUUUGGGCAGGGACCCUGGGGUAUGGGUAUGUAGGAUGCAUGCAAGAUCUAGUGGUAAAUGGAAAUAAAGUGGACCUUUUGAUGGUGGCAAGAAAGAACAGCCGGUCGGGAAUUGGGGAUGAGUGCAAGGUUGAACCCUGGGCCAAGUGCUUGACUCGACCAUGUCUGAAUGGAGGGGUCUGCUCAGAGGGGUGGAAUCGAUACAUGUGUGACUGUCGGGGUACUUCACACAGGGGCACACAGUGUCAGUCAGUGGCGGCCAGCCUAUCCUUUGAUGGAGGUCAGUACAUGAAGGUCGUGUUUCCCGAGGAGUCUGAGACCGAGGUGGAGGAUGUCUCUCUCCGGUUCCAGACGGAGAGAGAAUCUGGACUCCUUCUGGUGACUUCCUCCCAGAAAUCCGCGGACUCAUUGAUGCUGUACCUAGACAGGGGAAAACUCAAACUUGAGAUCAACAUCAACGGAAAGAGAGAGCAAAUGACAAUUGGUCGAGAAAAACUAAAUGACGGUGACUGGCACACAGUGUACUUUACUCGGCGCGGCGAUACAGUCACUCUGAAAGUGGACAAUAACGAUCCAAGUGCAGUAGCGUUUUCUUCCUCCUAUGUGAAGGUCAUGAACAUAAAAAUCUUGUUGCUAGGUUCCCCUGGCCCAAUGCUUUCUGACACAUAUCCCAGAGUGCAGCAGUCUAUGAACCUUCUUCAGAUGGAGGCUGGACGAAGCCUUAUGCCAUUAGAUGAUUUAUACCUACGCCAGAUCCCGGGAUUUGUGGGAUCUAUGCAACAACUGUACUUUAACAACAAAGAGAUUAUUCAGCUCGCCAAGGCAAACUCGCUUCCAAAUGUCAAUAUAACAGCCAAGUUUGACAGUGACAAACCAGUGUUGAAAGACACUGUGACUUUUAAAUCAAAAGAUUCUUAUGUUGCACUUCCAAAAUUACAAGCCAGGAAUCAGUUUUCCAUUUCAUUCCAGUUUAAGACUGUAGAAUCAGAUGGUUUGUUAAUGUAUAAUGGUGGACAGGGGCAGGACUUCAUAGCUGUUGAGCUGCAGGAUGGGUAUCUUCAUUUACUGUUUAAUAUGGGGGGUGGAUCACAGAGGGUGGUGGUCAACACUCAACAACGACUCAACGACAACCAGUGGCACCUGGUCUCCAUACAACGACCUGGCUUGGAACAGAUGCAGAUCCGAGUGGACGAUGAACACCCCACCAUCAGUGACCUGUCCGGAUCAACUAGCGUGCAUCUGGAUCUGACUGGAAAUCUGUAUGUUGGAGGAGUCAGUAAAUCCAUGUACAACAAUAUGCCGUACUCUUCCCGUCAUGGCUUCCAGGGGUGUAUGGCCUCCGUAGACUUCAACGGACAGGGCCCUAACCUGGUGAGACAGGCUCUGAAGAUUUAUGCUGUGGAAGAAGGUUGUCAAGGCCCCAGUAAUAGUUGUCGAUCUGACUCAUGUCAGAAUGGAGGAUACUGUAUAGAACAGUGGAACAGCUUCCAGUGUGACUGUGAUAUGACCUCCUACACCGGCCAGACAUGUUCACAAGAGAGCAAGACUGUUAAGUUUGGUCCAGGCCCAGGUCUGAUCACCUACUAUUUCCCCCCAAACUCCCUCCCCAGCCGCUCCAGUGAUAGACUGGCCUUCGGAUUCAGGACGACCCCUGACCUAGAUAAACAGGUCACUCUUCUCCGUGUGGAGAGUGAGACAGGGACAGACUUCCUAGAAGUGGAAAUUGUUGAUGGUGCAGUGCUCGUCUCUUAUAACAUGGGAUCACAGAUGACCAUUCCUAUUGGAGACCAUUUCAUCAAAGUUAAUGAUGGUGACUACCAUGUCGUCAGGGUAACACGUGAUGGGGCAGCAGCCACACUAAAAAUUGACGACUUCGAUGUAAUCAGGAAAAACCCCAGCAAAAAUGAACAACAGUGGAGUGUCUUCAAUAAUCAGUCCAAGAUUCUUGUGGGUGGGAAUGGAAAUGCAAGACAGCAGAAUGCCUUUACUGGAUCUAUCUCAGGGUUGGUGUUUAAUGGUUUAAGAGUGAUUGACCUUGCCUGUGAAUUAGAUCCUUUCGUUGUUACUCGGGGUAGUGUUCAGCUCUGUCCUAUAAGUACCAGGAAACAUGAAAUGCAAUCUACAGAAGGAAUACGGAUAGAUCGUAAAAAUAAUGAACAGAAAAUUGACAAAAAUGGUGCUAAAUCAGGAAAUGCUAAAGGGAAACCAGCCUCUGCUAAAGACAAUACACUGCUACCACCAUCUCAUCAAACUAACAGAGAUUUUCCCCAGCAAAAACAAAGAGAUGUCACAAAAAAACAAAUUUACCUGAAAGAAAGUGUUGUAAAGUUUCCAUUAAUGAACUCAGUGGAACUAAAACUGUCAGGUGAUGUGAAAAAAGAACCUAAGGAUGUUCUGAUGGAUUACAUGAGUGAUGAUGCUGACUUUGAUAACAUUGCCGAUUACCAAGGAUCAGGACACGGGAACCAGGGAAGGACUAGUCAAGAAGAUUUUCCUUUCCUCUAUGCACAAUCUGGUCAUCAAAUCAACCUCUUCCCAAAAUCGGAUAAUGGGAAUUCCUUCCUCCCACAAAAGAAUAACCAGAAAUGGAAAGAUGGGAAUUCGGGAUAUGAGAAAAUGAAGAGUCAGUUUGGAGACUCCAUCCAUCAUGUGAUUCCAAGAAAGUUACCUGAAGCAUCAUCCAGGUCCAACCAUCUGAGGCCAUUGUCAAACCACAAAAUUGUCAGGGAUGAGGGUGAGAGGGUAGUUGUGGGAAAAGGGGAGUCUCACGUUACUUACAUCCCCAUCACUGAAAUACACAGCACUCCUCUGGAGGGCGUGACAGAUGACAUAAUUAUCCCAGCAGGGUCGGGGGAUGGAGGAAUCAAGUGUCCAGUAGAUGAUGAGGAUGAUUGUGCUUCAGACGAUGCAUCAGAUAACAUCAUCUCCACCACUGUAACAUUUACAUACAAACCAACCACAAAACCACCACUGAAAAGCACUGAUGUUGGACCAUGUUCCCCAAAAGAUUCCUUAAAUUGUGAUAAUCAAGUAGAGAGUACUAAUUUGAUAAAUACGGACAAAAAGAAUUCUUCUGUGCCUAUGAAAGGGAAUGGCAAAACUUCAACAGAAUAUCCUCUAAUUCCUGCAAAUAGAAAUCGUGAACAGGAAGUGACACAGACACCAAACCUUGCCCUUAUUAUUGGCAUUGUGGGUGGGGUGUUGGUGGCUUUGAUAAUUCUAAUUAUAGCUUUGUAUAAAUUCCGGAGUCGUGAUGAAGGCUCUUAUAAAGUGGACGAAAGUCAGAACUUUGCAUUUCUGGAAAAGAAACAGCAGCAGGGUAAUGGCCAUGGAGCGUUGCUAGGAAACCACAGCAGUGGAGGUGGAAAGUCGGGGAAGAAGAAAGAUGUUAAAGAAUGGUAUGUGUGAAGUCAGAGAAGACCAAAGCCUGGAAUUUCUGCAGAAUCUGUAUCAGAAGGUGGUCUCGUGGAUGACCAGAUGUGAAAGAAAUUAAAUAUGUAUAGUUAACCAGUGCAUUUAAAAUCUUAGAAAUAAUUGAAAGAUACAAUAAUGGCUCUACAGAAACUGGACAUUUCCAGUCAUUGUGGACUUCCAGUUUUAUUACACUGUGUACCAUACUGUGAAUCAGAUCUUCCUUUAUUCAGUUUGGAAGCAUUGGCAAAGUUUGAUUGUAAUGAUUGAAGAGAAAAUAUAUAUUAAGCAGAGAAUAAGAAUUAAUAUACACAGGCUUUGGCUUUUCUGAUGAUCCUAGUGAUUUGGAGACUGCCACUGUGAGCUGACGAGUUCAGCUUUGACGUGUGGACCAUAUCGGUGCUUUCAGUGAAGUGUGACUAGCACGGCUCUAAGCUAUGUUGUGAUUGGACGACAUUUUUUCUAUGAAGUUAGUGAUAGUUUUUUUUCAGUAUUCUUUUGCCAAAUAGUUUUUGGACCAUGUACAACAUGCAUUCCUAGCUUAUAUGUAAAGAGAGAGAGAGAUCAAAAUUCAUUCCAAACACAUUAUUUGUAAAACAUCAAAGGCUUUUACAUUAAAGUCCAUCAAUUGACAUGGAUUGACCUCCAAAGGAUGUGUAAAUAUUAUUAACAAGUUAUUUACGUAACUUUAACAAUUAUAUGUCUUUAAACUGUAUAUUAGUCAUCUUUGCUGUUCUCAAUUUUUUAAGACAGAUGUCAUGAAAGAAGCUCCAAAAACGAAAAAUGUUUUUUGAACUUUGAGAGAAUUUUAUCAUGCAAAAAUGUACAUAUUGAGUUUUUCUAGUUCUUUUUACACCUAGGUACCUGCAAUAUUUCUCCCUUCAAUUAGUGAACAUAAAUCACUGUUUACUUGAUUGGGAAAGUACAUUCAUGAUUUCAAUUUCUUUAUCUUGGUGUAAAAAAUAAUUUACAUCAAAAGGCAAAUCACUCUUACUGCAUUAAAUUAUCAUGUAAUUAGAACUUCCUAGUGAGUAGUGUUGAGUUUUCUUUAAAAGACUGCCUAUUCCCUUUAUAGAGUGAUACAGUUUACCUUUCAAUUGAGAUUACAUACCUUUAUUCUCUCUGUAAUAACUUUCAGUAUUAGGAAGUCUCAUUUUCAGCGUAUUUUGUACAUUUAUUUACAUGUAUAGAUAUUAUUCAUAAUUUACACAUAUUUGAACUCAUCUAGUUUUUGUUUUUUUCUUUUAAAUUGUAAUUUUAGAAUUGUAAUACUUUAUCCUUCAUCAGAACCCCCAAAAAUUAUGUAUUAUCUUGUGAUUUGAUUGUUACACCAGAAAUGAACAAAUUUCAAUAUUGUAAAUAGGUUUCCCUUCCAUGUGUACCGGGGUGUGUGAAAUAAUUGUUUUAUUAUAUCAUUGUAGCUGCAGCAGGUGUUUUUUAUAUACUGGAUCGUUAACACUGUGUAUGAUAGAGUCAUUGUUACAAUCAUGACGUAAUGCUCCCAGUGCAAUAUUUGAUUUGCUUUGCGUGAUAAUUUUACCUGUCUUUUGGCCACUGUUUCGUAAUGUUUUUGUUGAUGAUAGAGUUUUUUGUGCCAUACGUUUUGUUGAGAGAAUGUGAACAAAGUUGUAUAUAAAUGCAAAUAAAACUGUUUACAAAAACA
Saccostrea echinata is the source of this 7544-nucleotide messenger RNA. Its product is annotated as neurexin-1-like. Gene Ontology annotation, molecular function: calcium ion binding. The record is from RefSeq and is a predicted model, not a curated record. Bases 704 to 5878 code for a protein of 1724 amino acids. The transcript is spliced from 21 exons. NCBI's taxonomy places the organism in Eukaryota, Metazoa, Mollusca, Bivalvia, Ostreida, Ostreidae.